UUCACUGCCACUACUUCCAUAUCCAAAAUUCAAUAGAUAUACCAGAAACACAACACAACCCAAACUCCCAUUCAAAAAUGGCUGCCAAAAUCUCCAUUUCAAUUAAUUCUUCUUCUUUAUCAGCAACCUCAUUAGCUACCAAGCUUCAUAUCCCACCAAAACCUUUUCCAUAUCAAUCCUUUUUCCCUCCAAAAACACACCCAACUCAUCGCCUCUUCAAACUUCAAGCCAAACUUGGAGGAGAUGAUGGUGAAGUCAUUAAAGAUUCAAAGAAGAAGUUCAUUACUAAAGAACAAGAACCCGAACAGUAUUGGCAAACGGCUGGGGAAAGGGAAGGGGAAAAUCCGAUGAAGACGCCCCUACCUUACAUUAUCAUUCUUGGCAUGUCUACACCAUUUAUCAUCUUAGCCAUUGCUUUUCUCAACGGUUGGAUCAAGACACCUAUUCGAUGAUUUUAACGAGUAUGAGAAAUUGAUAUGGGCAUGAUACAUUUCUUGAUCUUUUGGUUUAAGAUCGCGCAUAGUAUUUAAAUUUUAUGAGUUUAACAACAUGAAUUUGUCUAUUUCGACUUAUAUAUACAUGUAUUUUGUAUGAGGAAAAGAUAUAACAAAAUUUAUGAUUCAUGAGUUGUGAAUCCA
This is a messenger RNA of Erigeron canadensis, 638 nucleotides long. RefSeq lists its product as uncharacterized. The record is from RefSeq and is a predicted model, not a curated record. Lineage: Eukaryota; Viridiplantae; Streptophyta; Magnoliopsida; Asterales; Asteraceae. The transcript has 3 exons. Gene Ontology annotation, cellular component: chloroplast. The coding region runs from base 78 to 452 and encodes 124 amino acids.